Messenger RNA from Lutra lutra (Eurasian river otter), 861 nucleotides. RefSeq lists its product as uncharacterized. NCBI's taxonomy places the organism in Eukaryota, Metazoa, Chordata, Mammalia, Carnivora, Mustelidae. The record is from RefSeq and is a predicted model, not a curated record. The coding region runs from base 1 to 696 and encodes 231 amino acids. The transcript has 5 exons.
AUGGCAACUCUGGUCCGCGAUACUGCUAAUUCCAGCUGUGAACUCAAAAUCGAACUGGAGCGUUUCUCCAGCAACGAACAUUCUAGCAACCUCCCCGCCCCCCGCCUUGUCUCUGAGAACCAGGCCACAGGGCCAAAGCCCUGUCCUCCGGGGGAACCGGGUGCCAGAAGAAGCGACCCGAUAGUGCGGAGUAGAGACCCAAGAGCCGGGAGCACAGCCCGCGCCCGCUACUCAAACUCCGCCCCUGGAGCCGCCUUUAUGUCUCCGCUGCUCUCGGUUCCUUCUUUCUCCCUCGACAGGAAAUGGCUCCCAUUUUCUCCUCUCAUGGUGGUCUUCGACCCAGGCGUCUUUGGGGCUCAUUGUCUGGGGUGCUUUUCAGUCUGUACUUUCCGGGGCUCAGGAGCGCUCUGCCGGCCGCUGCCCUCCGGCCCGCCUCCGCUGGCUCCCGCUCCCGCACACGCUUGGCGGGCCAAUCUCCGCUCCGGGCCGGGCGCGUCACAAUGGCGCCCUCGCGGCGCGCCACCCGAGCCAGCCCCCACGCCCCGCCGCGCUCCACUUCCAGCCCCAUCUUCCCGGAGAGGUGCUCAGAGGGACGAUCGAGGUGCCGAUGUGAAGAGCGGGAGCGUGGAGACUCGGAUCCCGAGCUCCACCUUUGUAGUUCCCUGCAUGUAUCCUAGUUCUACAGAAAAUGAAUAGAUCUCAGGGGAUUUCUACUUUCUGUCUCCUUCCAUGUAGUUUGGCUUAACUGAGAAACAGUUUUAGUUCAGAAUGGCCAAGUUUUAAAAUUUCUUGUUGAUUCACUAAGAUAUACCUAAGAAUGGCCUAAGAAGCAAAGUCAUCUGGAAAAAAAAGAAAAGAAAA